AUGACGGGUGUACCGAGUCUGCCCUUCCUUCCCAUCGAGCUUCGAGCUGGGGUGCUCAAGAAUCUGGACUCGUACGAGGACCUGCGGAGUGCUAUCCAAAGUAGCCGGUCUCUUUGCAGUGCCUUCUACGCAUACCGUAAAACCAUUCUUGGGCAGAUCGUGCGCAACCUCCUCGAGCCCGAGGCGUACUCUGCAGCACUGGCAGUCCACCUCUGCCCACGCAACAAAUCGCAAUUUUGGGACGCGAGUGAGAAGAAAGAAGCCAGCCAGAAGGACAUCCAGGAUAGGCUUGGGCAACAUAUCGACUCCUGCCGUAACAGCCUCGAUGAGUUGCCUUUCCCUGGCGACGAACGCAGCAUCGCAGAUCUCUACCGCCUGACCUGCAUCAUCAACUGGGCUGUAGAUAGAUGGACCGAACAGAGCUGGCAGAUUAACGUGUAUAAGCUCGAUCGUGAUGGGAAGGGCCCGACCGAACCCGAGUGUUACUCCCUAACCCGAACCGAGCGAGCGCGGCUGCAGACGAUGCUGUUCCGCUGGGAGCUGCUCACGCGAACCGUCGGCCUGAGCGGAGGCGACUAUCCCAACCUCCCCACGAAGCAGAUCGACGCCAUGCUCGACGGCUUCGACGGCUUCGAGAUGCAGCAGCUGCUCACGAUCGACAACUGGGUGCUCGCCGACUACCGCCAUUUCCUCAACGACUUCGAGGCCAGCUUCAUGCUAGAACUGAGAAAGGCCGCCGCGUAUCGGGCUGCACUUAAGCAGGCGGCGCUGGACCAAGGCGCGCAACCAAUGGAGGGGUAUGACAAUUCCGUGCGUGUCAGCGAUGCCGUCAUGGACCACAGCCUGCCCUACUUCCUCGACACGCAGGCCAAUGCAUUCCGGCAACCCCGAGACCAGUUCAUCGGCGUGCUGCAGAGCCUGGGCCUGACGCUCUACCGGCACCUGUGCGAGGGCGGCUACGAGGCCCGCCGGACGAUCCUGACGUCGACGUACACGCAAUUCCUGGGCCUCAGCCGCGACUGGCUGACGCCGCCGUUCCAGCGGUGGGUCGCCAUGCACGGGUGCCCGUUGACGCAGCUGAUCCGGCGGCGGCCGGCGCCAGUUGACGACAAUGAGUACCCCAACGACGCGGUGCGCGUGUUCAUCGAGCACCUGCGCGAUACCAAUAACAACGACGUUGACAUGGACGACGCCGACAACAGCAACAACUCGUACGCCCGCAGCACGGUGCCCCACGACGACCUCAACGAGGUAAAAUUCUACCUGCAGUCGACGGGGUGGUGGUUCUGGUCGGACGCGCGCGUGACGGCCAUGGGCAUCUGGCAGCACCGGCUCUUCGUCGUCCAGGAACCCGUGGGGCUCCUGCACGACUACGCCGAGGACCACGCGGCGGGGCGGCUGCGCCGCCAUACGGCAGUGCAGCGGAGGCUCGUCGCGGCGCAGCUCGAGGUGCAUAGGGAUGACUGGCUCCAAAUUGCGGAUCGGUACAGGCUCGUCGACCUGGGGACCGGGCGCGGGCAGGCGGAGGUGUUUCGGGGGGUUCUGAGGUUGAAUUCGGGAGUGGUGUAG
Anthostomella pinea is the source of this 1569-nucleotide messenger RNA. NCBI's taxonomy places the organism in Eukaryota, Fungi, Ascomycota, Sordariomycetes, Xylariales, Xylariaceae. The record is from the annotation of a GenBank genome assembly.